AUGGGGAAGCAGCUCCCGGAGGGAUCCCAGGAAUUCUGCGGGCAUGACGCUCACACUGCCGAGAAGGGAUUCUACAAAAGAGUCCAGAUUUGGGCCACAUUAACCUUCAUUUUGCUCCUCUCCCUCACCUUGACUAUUCUGAUGGUCUCCUAUUUUUGGAAGCCUGCUCCCCAAAAGAUUUAUGAACUGGAGCAGAUGUUUGUCAGCAACGUGGAGAAACAGAAGAUAUUCCUGACGAUUGAUCCCCUUGCCUGGACGGAGACCUUUCAGACCGGGAAGGGCCGCGAGGAAGUUCUUGAAAUACACGAUUUUAAGAAUGGAAUAACUGGUCUCUUUUUCAUGGGCGAUCCCAAAUGCUUUCUCCAAAAUCAGAUUAAAGGGAUACCAGAAGCAUCGCAGAUGGAGACGGAGGCGCCGGAGGCAGAGGAAAUAGCCGUCACCUAUUUUGAGCAAUCGGUGCUCUGGGUUCCAGGAGAGAAACCAAUCGAAAAUAAAGAUUUCCUGAAGGAAUCCAAGAUGUUUGACCUCUGCAAAAACGUUAGUGCGUAUUGGAUCCAUCCUACCCCACUAAGAGAUCCCAACCUUCUAGACUUUGAAAAUGGAAAUGAGGGCCCGGUUCCCAUGGAUGAGCGAAACCAAGCAGAGGUUCAGCAGGGACGCCAGUCCUUGAGCCAGGAAGGAAGCCAAGGCCCCAAACGCCACGCUCGGCAGCUGACCGAAGAAGACCUACCGGUCAACGACUACACCGAGCACGGCUUCGAGUUCCCUGACCAUUGGGACGAGAGGGGAUACUGCUGCGCCCGCUGCCGUCGAGCCCACCGCUACUGCCGCAGAAUAUGUGAGCCGCUGCUAGGGUACUACCCGUACCCCUACUGCUAUCAGGGCGGGCGAGUGAUCUGUCGUACCAUCAUGCCCUGCAAUUGGUGGAUAGCACGGAUGUUAGGGCGGGUGUGAGCACACUCCGUCCAAAAGUAAUAAUAAUAAAAAUAAGCUUAGUGCAGUGCCAGC
Molecule: messenger RNA, 1008 nt
Organism: Thamnophis elegans (Western terrestrial garter snake)
Lineage: Eukaryota; Metazoa; Chordata; Lepidosauria; Squamata; Natricidae
Gene: TNMD
Product: tenomodulin
Exons: 7
Coding region: 1-954 (317 amino acids)
Biological process (GO): negative regulation of angiogenesis; negative regulation of endothelial cell proliferation
Source: RefSeq, a predicted model, not a curated record